Molecule: messenger RNA, 2270 nt
Organism: Saccostrea cuccullata (small rock oyster)
Lineage: Eukaryota; Metazoa; Mollusca; Bivalvia; Ostreida; Ostreidae
Product: beta-galactosidase-1-like protein 2
Exons: 19
Coding region: 102-1994 (630 amino acids)
Biological process (GO): carbohydrate metabolic process
Cellular component (GO): vacuole
Molecular function (GO): beta-galactosidase activity
Source: RefSeq, a predicted model, not a curated record
AUACAAAGCCCAACAUGAGUUUUUCAAAUAAAAAAGUAAAAUAAACACUAAGGAUUAAAGUACCAGGAAUAUUAAAUACAGUCAAUGCAAAGCUUUGCAGAAUGUCGGAGGUUUACAUAAGUCCUGGAUCACUUACCUUUAAAAAUGGGAACUUCAUACUGGAUGGAAAACCAUUCCGGAUAUUCAGUGGCACCAUGCAUUAUUUCCGUGUGGUUCCCGAAUAUUGGAGGGACCGCUUCAAGAAGAUGAAAGCUUGUGGUUUGAAUACAGUAGAAACAUACGUUCCAUGGAAUUUGCACGAGGAAUAUCCAGGCGAAUUUAACUUUUCCGGAUUAUUGGAUGUUAGAGAGUUUAUUCGACAAGCUGGUGAGGAGGGGUUAUACGUCAUCUUCAGACCGGGACCCUAUAUCUGUGCAGAGUGGGACUGGGGAGGGAUGCCGAGUUGGUUACUGAAGGACCCGAACAUGAAAGUCCGAAGUAAUUACCCUCCGUAUGUGGAAGCCGUGAAACGUUUUCUGGACGAGCUGCUGCCAAGAAUUGUCGAUCAACAGCACAGCUGUGGUGGACCAAUCAUUGCAGUACAGGUGGAGAACGAAUUUGGUUCCUACAGCACGGAGGUUGAUCAUCUCCACGUCAUCAGAGAGAUACUUUUGAAGAAUGGCAUCAAGGAACUUCUUCUAACAUCUGACAAUAUAUUUGGACUGAAAAGAGCGCCAUUUUACAAAUAUGCCUUACCUACUGCUAACUUCCCAACUAUGGAAGAUGGCGCCAAACUGUUCAAAAUGAUUCGAGAAUGGAGUCCCGAGUUUCCUCUAAUGGUUAUGGAGUUCUGGCCUGGUUGGUUUGACCACUGGGGACAACCUCACAAAGGAUUGGAUAUUCCAGCGUUUGAAGCCUGCCUUUCUGGUAUCUUGGAUGCUGGAGGGUCUUUUAACAUGUACAUGUUUCAUGGAGGAACCAACUUUGGUUUCAUGGCUGGUGCCAAUUAUUUUGAAGGAUCACACUACAAACCCGAUGUUACAAGCUAUGAUUAUGACGCACCUUUGUCAGAGGCAGGUGACAUCACUCCAAAAUAUUUAAAGGCCAGAGAAAUAAUAUUGGAGAAGGGACUGAAGCCACAGGGAAUAACAUCUUUACCAGAACUUCCUGCAAAUGUGCCAAAGAAAGCAUAUGGUGAAAUUGCAGUGUCUCAGUUUUUAGAUUUAAAAAAUAUUUUAUCUCUAAUGACACCAAUAAAGACAACAGAACCAGUUUUAAUGGAAAACCUUGACUACCACCAGGGAUAUGGCCAAUGUUUUGGAUACAUUUUGUAUCGAGCUGAAAUUAACCCAGGAAAAGAAUUACUAUUCACUGAAGUACCAAAGGAUAGAGUACAAGUGAUGGUUAAUGGGGAAGAGAAGGGAAUACUUGAUUGGAUGAGCAAGGAUGGAAAAUUAGAAAUUGACAAUAUUUUGGAAAACAGUACGCUGGACAUUUUGGUUGAAAAUCAUGGAAGAGUAAACUACAUUGAAUAUGGUUCUAACAGAUUCAAUGAGGAAAGAAAAGGUAUUAACCGGUCUAUAAAGUUGGAUGGAAAAGAAAUAAAGAAAUGGGACAUAUUUCCACUAGAUUUCAAAUCAAAUCUAUUGGACAGUACCCGAAAUUGUGCAGAAUGGAAACCAAUUACUUCGAAUCGUAAAGGACCUAUGAUUCUGAGGACAUCGCUACAAAUAGACGACACACCUUGUGAUACCUUUCUUGAUAUGAAUGGUUGGAAUAAAGGUGUUGUGUUUCUGAAUGGCUUUAACCUUGGAAGAUACUGGAAAAUUGGACCCACAAGAACACUGUAUGUCCCUGCUCCGUUGUUAAAACGGGGGGAAAAUGAGAUCCUGAUCUUCGAACAACAUGCUCCAGGUAGUUCUAUUAGUUUUCUUGAUUCACCACUCCUGGGAGAGAAGGUGGAGACAAAGGAGGCAGACUCUGCAUGUUACCCUACAGAAACUGAGAACAGUUAAUUUUAUGCAUCAGUUUAUUGCGAAAUAACAAGAAAUGUAUUACAGUGUACUUUCUUUCUCAGUCUACCUUCUCAAAAUUUAAUGUUUUUUAAAAAGAUUUCUAUUUCUAGAUUUCACUAGUCCUAUAAUGUUUAGAAGUCUUUUCAAAAUGCUUUGAAAUCCAUAAAAUGAUAAAUGUACAAGAUAGCUAAUAACUUUAAACUUGUCAAGAACAACUGAAGAUAAGAUUUCAAGAUAUUUUCCCCAUGGAUCCAUAUAACAGAAUUCAUAUAAUGU